Molecule: messenger RNA, 1940 nt
Organism: Ilex paraguariensis (yerba mate)
Lineage: Eukaryota; Viridiplantae; Streptophyta; Magnoliopsida; Aquifoliales; Aquifoliaceae
Source: the annotation of a GenBank genome assembly
AAGAGCGAGAGAUGCCUAAGCCUUGCAACAAGAAAGUAUUUUUCUUUUUAAAAUUGAAACUAAAUCCAACGACUCGUGGAAAACCGAAUUUCGAAAGAUUUUUUCAUCCUUAGAAUUGCGCACGGCACACUAGUGUGCACAAUAGCAACACCGAAAACAAGAACCAGGGUUGCGGAGAUUCUCGGACUCUGGUUCACCAGAUCUUCAAUCCAUUCUCCCAGUCUACCUUCUCUCUCUCUCUCUGACACACACACACACACACACACAAGCAGAAAUAGAGAGAGGUAUGGUCCGUAGUUCUCUCUCCAUUUUGUAUUCAACAGCACCUUUAGUUCCUUCGAAGUCCAUAACCGACCGUUCACCUUCUACGACCACCACCACUUCUUCUAAACGGUGCUCUAGGUUUGCACCGACUCGAAUUCCUAAAUUCAAAGUUCUAUCGAAACAAUCUCUAAUAGAUUAUGGCUCCGCUGAGCAAUUUUUACAGAACAAUUCGAUUGCUGAUUUCAUGAGGUUCAAGAGAGGCACAAACUCCGAUGGAGUAAAAAAUGCGGAGUUACAGACCGCCGUUGUUAGUUACCGGAAGAAGUUUCCCUGGUCGCUUCUUCAACCAUUUCUUCAGGUUGAUUUGGUUUCGACUAUACACAUUGCGGAUAAAGAGUACUUUGCAACGCUGCAGAAGGAACUUGAAACCUACGAUUGUGUCCUGUACGAGAUGGUGGCUAGUAGGGAUAGUUUAGAGAGCAGAAGAAACCAUGCUGCUAGAAAAAAACUCAAAGGUCAACGGUCACGGGGCUUUAAUAUUCUUGGAUGCAUUCAGCGGCAGAUGGCUAGACUUCUUAUGCUUGAUUUCCAGUUAGAUUGCCUUGACUACCAGGCAGAGAAUUGGUACCAUGCAGAUCUCGACUUUGAAACCUUCAAACUACUUCAGCUUGAAAAAGGGGAGAGCUUCUUUACAUUUGCAAGAGAUAUGACUCUUAGAUCAACAAAAGCUAUUGUACAGUCUGCUUCAAUUCCAGACGAGCUUGGUCCUUGGAGAUCCAAACUUCUGUGGGCUUCUCGUGUCCUACCCAUGCCUCUUGUUGGCCUUGUCAUCAUUGGUAGUGUAUGUACGGAUGUGGAAAAUCCGGCAUCAGAGUAUCCAGAGUUAGAAGCCUUGUCCAGGCUCGAUUUUGGUGCAGCAAUGAAGGUCUUCCUGGCAAGGAGGCUAACAUCUGAGUUCACGCUGGUGACAGCAGAUGUAGAGGAGGGAUCUGUUAUCAUCGGUGAGAGGAACAGAGCCGCAGCGGAAGCACUUCGAAAAGCAAUUGAUGAGGGCCACAAUAAGAUUGCUAUACUGUACGGGGGUGGUCACAUGCCGGACUUGGGUAGGCGAAUGCGAGAGGAGUUUGACCUCAUCCCAUCGACGGUGCAGUGGAUAACAGCUUGGUCGAUUAGGAACAGGAAUCUACAGAGCAAUUCCCUUCCGUUUUUGAAAACAAUGGCAGAAGUCCUGGGUUGGCCAUUAAACCGAUAUCAGACUCUGGCGCUGUUGAUCUUCUCUUCUGUCCUUGCAUUGGAUCUCUGUUUUUGGGAACUCUUCUUUGGCACUACAGUCAAUUGGAUCUCCCAUGUUAGUUCCGAAUUUUUUCAAUAUCUUGAUAAUGCACAGGUAAUAUGAUACAUUGAAUGGGUCACUUUAGUGUGAGGAUUUGUACGCUAGCUGUGUACACCCUUGUAAAAAUUGUACUCUCUCCAUUUUUAACCGUGGUAUAUUGUUCGAGUCUUGCGGAUUACACUACUUAUCUAAUUUUCAGUAGAACAUCGAUAUGAUCGUAUGAAUGUGGUGAUAUUUGGAUUUAAUUUGUUAACCAAAUCUCAUGUUGUAGUUGAUCCAUAAAAAUCUUUAUGUAAUAUAGGUCCUCACAAUAGGUUUUUUUUUUGAAUUGAAUGGUCCAAGG